AGAGGUUAUGUUUUUAACUUGUUUCCUCCUCAGUUAUGCAGUGCCAGCCUGGGGUGAAUGACUUCAAGCUGAGUCCAAGAUGUCCUUAAAGAGGCUCAUUCAGCAGAACCGCAAGGCCAGCUGCGGGAGCUAUGGAGUGAAUUCAGCUUACAGCCCCAGCUUAGAACCCAUUGGUAGCCCGAAACUGGACAACAAAAGUACCGAGAUCUUCCCAAAGUCAGUGGAGACUUUGUCCAGGGACCUCAAGCAGCUUGCUCUAAGCAGAACAACUUCUUUGGGUGACUUUUCUGGCCCACAAAGAAAGUCACUUAGAAUCUUUAAAGAAGAUAAUGAAACAUUUGGAUUUGAAAUUCAGAUGUUGCCUUUCCAGUGCCACAGUAGUCAGUUCUUGGAAAUGUGUGCUUAUGUUUGCAAAGUGAAAGAAGGAAGCCGUGCCUCACUUUCUGGACUUCAAAAUGGCUACAUCUUGAUGACUAUCAACGGAGUGAGCACAUUGGGCCUCAAUCGCAAGCAAAUGGUGGACAUGAUCAAAUCAUCAAGGAAUCUUUUAAGGUUGGAUGUUGUGAAUGAAGCCUUGAUCAUAAAGCAAAUGGAACUGGAAACUAAGUUGCAAUUUUUGAAGAAAACUUUGCAAGAAAAAGUAAUAGAAUUCCAGUCUCUGUGCUUACAAGAACAACGCCUUUCCAAUGGUGAAGAAUGCUCACCAGUAGAUUCGGGGUGUUUAGAAGACUCAAAUUUACUUGUAGAUUAUAUUGGGUUGGAGUCAGUAUGGGCAAACAAACCUCGCUAUUCCAGUGAAAGCAGUUGUUUGAGUCGCUUGAGCUCCAUGACGGUGGACAGUGAGGACAGCUUCUAUCAGACCUGUGUUUUUGACGAUACUUCCAGUGGGAGGUGUAGCCGGCAGUCCAGCAUGGAGGAUGACUGCUUUUUGCCAAGGGACACUGAUGCCAUUCCUGGGAAGACUUCACUCAGAAGAUCCAGGAGCAUUAGUGUGUCUAGCAAUGGACCUGGCUCACCCUUGUCCCAGGAUAGAGGAAGCUCCUCCAGUGUUUUUGGGACACUCCCACGAAAAAAUAGAAAGGGAAGCGUUCGAAAGAGGCUGAUGAAUUUUAUCCCUGGCCUUUACCGAGCUGUGGAAGAAGAAGAAAGUCGAGUCUGAUGGCUGAAGCCACUCUAGAACUCUAGGCACAGGUGGACAUUGGUUAUGUCAUCAUAAAGUGGCUGAACUUCAGACUUUUGUUCAGUGAAGUCAGCAUACGUCCAACCAACAGUUCAUACUGAGAGACUUUCAUAUUUCCUGAAACAGUACUGACAACAGUGUUGUUGUUGUUGUUGUUGUUGUUGUUGUUGUUGUUGUUGUUGUUGUGUGUGUGUAUUGAAGACAAGUGGGGAUGGAUAUUUACUAUUUUCUAAUAAAAUCAGUACUGUGGAUUUGGCAGAGUAAUAUACAGCAAUGACUAGAAAUGCAUAUUCCUUGACAGUACUGUUUCCCCAAGUUUAUUAUUUGUAUUAAAAAGAAAAUUGGGCAUACAGGUAGAUCUCCCAUAUCUUUGAGGGAAGUGUUCAGACCACAAUGACAUAAAACUGCAAAUAUUGAAUAUCAUUACAUUACCUGAUUUCUAGUAAUGGUGUUGCAUAGAAGGACCUAAGAUUCUAGAGAGGUAUCAUGUCUCUACAAAUAUUAUUUUUCCUGGGCACAGGUAAAAUGAUAUGGGUCCCAUUGUUAUGGGGGACUUAGUGUAUUAUUUUUAGGCUAUACUGCCAUAUAAUGCAGUUUGAACUGCUUUAUGUAGUUUGCACUGACCAUAUAAUGCAGUUCAAACUGCAUUAUAUGGCAGGGUAGAUCCAGCCAUGGUUCACUCAACUGGCAUUAACACAGUAUUUCCUUUCUGCUAUUGUUAAGAACUCAUAACUGUCCAUCCUUGGUUUUAAUAUCCUUUGUUUGUCAUGUGGAAGAACCAGAACUAAUUAUUCCUUGAGCCACAGGGAGAGGCAGGAAAGAAUGAUGAUAGUAAUAAUAAUAAUAAUUACAAGGCAAGGUAAAGAAGUCAUCUUGGAUAUCAUACACAACAUGGUACAGGUUUGUAUCACCCUUCCACCCCCCCCCCCCCAACCCUUGAUCCAUUUUCCUGUUAGAAGUAGAGAUAUGUUCUAUAGAGUAAAUAAUUGCGAACUAAGGCAGUUCAAUUUGCCAGUGUUUGUAUGUUUGUGGACAUUUUCUGCACUUGCCUUUUUACAGCAUUGAUUGUAUUCAAAGUUGAAAAUUAGAGGGAGGAAGAUUAUGUGGUUCAGGCCCGCACAGAUCCCCUAUAUCUCAUUUUUAAAAAUAUAUAUAUUAAAAAAUUGCCCCAAAAUCUGGGUUUUGUCCAGCAAUUGCACAUUGGGGCCAUAAUUUUAUUCCAAAACAUGCUCCCCACAGCAAUAAUAAUAUAAUAAAUUUAAACUUUAAAAUUGACUUAAGAAUGGGAAUAUUCUUGCUGUCUUCAAAAAUUGUAACAGUGUAGCUUAGAAUAGAGAGGUGCACAAAAUGAACUUCUAUCCCCAAGUUAAACAUACAGGUCCAUACACUGGAGUCCUGAAACUGGCUACUGCUCCCUGUUGGGUAUACAGUUUGGAAGAACCCAGAAGUCCAACACCUCUAAAAAUAACAUUUUAGACGACACUUCCCUAAACAAUCCACAUAGCUAGUGAUCCAAGUUGUGAUAUCACCACAAGACAGAUAUGACUCACCAUCCCUGACUAUAGACACCCCUAGCAUUACAUUUAGGUGAGAACAUGAUUUCUGUAGAAGCAUUCUUGGUUUCUUGCUUAGAAUAGCAGGAGAAAGAGAGGAAGUGGUUUGCUGCCACAUCACUGUAAAACGUCAGCUGAUGCCACAAUCUCACUCGCCUUACGAUAAUGAGCAGUGCUGAAAUGAGGGCUGUCAACUGUCAGUUUCCCUUACUGGGCAUUGGUCCUUUGAGCAAAAUCAUUCUGGGAAGGGAAGAAGGAGCUCUGGAUAGUUGCAUUACCUCAAUCUUUACAAACCUCUUGCUAAGGAAGAUCAACAUGUUUCCAAUCACAUGUAAAUGGCUGUUAAUGAUGUUUUGGCAUCAUUUCACUGUUCCCUUCCCUCUGCUUUCCUCCUCUGGUAUGUCUCUUCUUCUGAUUUGUAAAAGGACAGUGCUUAUGUUUUAUUUUUAUUUAUAUGCAGAGCAGGCAAGCAAUAUAGCACAUUGAAUUCGAAUUGUUCUGAGCAGAAUUAUAACAUGAGAAUAAAUGAUGUCCAAGAUCUCAG
Messenger RNA from Anolis sagrei ordinatus, 3277 nucleotides. RefSeq names its product cytohesin 1 interacting protein (gene CYTIP). The record is from RefSeq and is a predicted model, not a curated record. Gene Ontology annotation, cellular component: cell cortex. Gene Ontology annotation, biological process: regulation of cell adhesion. Gene Ontology annotation, molecular function: protein binding. Lineage: Eukaryota; Metazoa; Chordata; Lepidosauria; Squamata; Anolidae.